GGUGCUAGAUUUGUAAAAAGCAAUGUUUCAGGUGCUAAGGUUUUUGACAUAUUUGAAGCUAGAGCUUCUUGCAUUGAAAGGGUUGCCCAAAGAUUGGCCAAGCUGCAAAAAGAAGGAUGGAAACCUCGUAGAACCAUUAUAUUGUGUAGUUGGGAUGCAGAAGAGUAUCACUUGAUUGGUUCAACGGAAUGGGUUGAAGAUAACAGAGAGAUUUUAGCCUCAAGAGCUGUAGCUUAUCUUAACAUGGACUAUGCAGUAUCUAAUCAUGGAUUCCAUGCUUCCUCAACCCCACAACUUGAUGAACUUCUCAAAAAGGCAGCAAAAAUGGUUCAAGAUCCAGACAAUUCGUCGCAGACUCUAUUUGAAUCUUGGGUUGCUACUGAUUCUCCUCUGAUAAGGAGGUUAGGUGGUGGUGGAUCCGAUUAUGAGGCUUUUGUUCAGCAUGUUGGUAUCCCUUCAGUUGAUAUGAGAUUUGGAAGAGAUUAUCCCGUGUACCACUCCAUGUAUGAUGACUUCUUAUGGAUGCAAAAAUUUGGAGAUCCGUUGUUUCAUAGGCAUGUGGCAG
Molecule: messenger RNA, 565 nt
Organism: Phalaenopsis equestris
Lineage: Eukaryota; Viridiplantae; Streptophyta; Magnoliopsida; Asparagales; Orchidaceae
Product: probable glutamate carboxypeptidase LAMP1
Exons: 6
Molecular function (GO): carboxypeptidase activity
Source: RefSeq, a predicted model, not a curated record